AUGGGAUUAAUUUCACUUCUGAUAGUGUUAGCAUUACUGCUUGGUUUUGGGAAAAAGAUUAUCAAGUUCAUUGCAUCCAGAAUCUGCUCACCAAACCCGUUUAAGAAAAACACGUGUACCAACGUCAAGGCCAAAGUCACGGAUCAAAAGCAGCGAGAUGCUGUUCUUAAGCAAGGUUUCAGUCUAGACAAAGUUCCAGAGAAUUUGGAUGCCAUUGUGAUAGGGAGUGGGGUAGGGGGACUGUCUGUAGCGGCACUCAUGGCAAAGUCUGGAAAGAAAGUUUUAGUUCUGGAACAACAUGAUCAGGCUGGUGGUUGUUGCCACACAUACAUAGACAAAGGCUACGAGUUUGAUGUAGGCAUCCACUAUGUUGGCGAGAUGGCUACCCAGACUGUAUGCAAGACGUAUCUUGAUCAGAUCACAAAUGGUCAACUGGAAUGGGCACCAAUGCGUGAUGACUAUGAUGAUGUAGUAUUUGCUGAGAAAGAUCAAGAGCCACGCAAAUAUCCAGUGUUCAGUGGCAGGGGCAGAUGGAAGCAAUAUCUCAAGAAAACAUUCCCAGCAGACGAAAAAAAUAUUGACAAAUUCUUCAAGAUGAUGGAUGAGGUUCAUCCGGAAAUUUUCAAAUCAGCAUUUGUGAAGUUUAUUCCACUGUGGGCAGUAUGGCUGCUGAGAGUUACUGGACUUCUCAAGUGUUUUACCAGUUUCUACGAGUGGGAAAACAAGACGUGCAAGGAAAUUGUAUGGGGACUGACGAAGGAUCAGGAGCUGCGUGAUAUCCUCUGCUAUGGUUUUGGUGACUUUGGUACGCCCCCGAGCAUGACUGGCUUCCCAAUGCAGACAUACCUAUACAAACACUUCGAAGAGGGUAGUUCAUACCCUGUUGGAGGAGCAUCAGAAAUUCCCUUUCAUAUUAUUCCGGUGAUUGAGGCUGCAGGUGGCAAGGUUCUCGUUCGUGCCGAGGUAACCCAAAUUAUUAUUGAUGGAAAAGGUCGAGCAUGUGGAGUUAAGGUGAGGAAAGGAAAAGAACUGGUGAAUGUAACAGCUCCUCUGAUCAUCUCUGAUGCAGGUGUGCACAACACAUUCGAGCGGCUCCUCCCUCUGGAGGUUGCAUCUUCAUCUCGUUUCUGGCCAUUAGUACAGACGGCAAAACAUGGUCCUGGGUCUUUGUACGUCUUUGUGGGGAUGAACUGUGAUGCUGAUGAACUUGAUAUUCUGAAGAGAAAGAAUGCCUGGGUUUUUACUGGUAGUGACAUCGACAAGGUGACUGUGGAUUAUUGGAAUCUUAGCCGGGAAGAAGCUCUUGAUGCAGAAAUUCCUCAUCUGUUCGUCUCCUUCCCCUCUACCAAAGAUCCUGAUUGGAAACAGAAAUUCCCUUGCAAGACAACUAUGGCUCUGGUCAUACUGAUGCCAUAUCGUUGGAUGGAAGAGUGGGAAAAUAAACGCGUGAUGAAGCGUGGCGAUGAGUACGAAUCAAUAAAGAAGACUUUUGCCCACAAGGCUCUUGAAAAAGCCUGUGAGCUGUUUCCAUCAAUCAGGGACCAUAUUGACUACGUAAACAUUGGCACUCCGUUGUCCAACCGAUAUUAUUUUGGUGCACAACGGGGCGAGGUCUGUGGGCUGGACCACACUACGGAAAGAUUCUCCCUUCAGAGUAAUGCAAUACUUAGACCACAAACUGAUGUUCCAGGACUUUACUUAACAGGCCAGGAUAUAUGUUGCGGUGGUCUUGCUGGCGCCAUGUGGGGUGGACUUCUGUGUGCGUCUUCCAUCUUACUGCGUAAUGUCAAGAGUGAUCUAGAACGUCUCCACCAGAUUAUACAAGAUGAGAAAAAAGCAAAGGCCAAGUUUAGAUAAAUUUAUCAACAGUACUGAAUUUAAGUUAAUUAGAACUAGUAUUUGGAAACGUCUAUGGACUAUGUGGUAAGAGAUUGAAGUACUUUAUUGCUUUAUUAAACAAAACUUUGUAAGACUGGCAAAUGCUUGAUAUCGAAAAAUGCAAGACCUUGCAUGUGGGGCAUAACAAUGCACAUCACAACUACCAAAUCAACAACAUUAUCUUGUAGCAGAUUGCUAAAGGAAGGAACCUUGGAAUCAGAGUCCACCAAUCACUGAAAGUUGCACAAGUGGGAACUGCAAAAAAAAACAAAGGAUAGUCAAACAAACCUUUGACUUUAAGGAAAAGAAGGUAGUUAUUCAACUGUGUAAAUCUCUGGUGCGGCCCUCAUAGAUUAUUGUAUCCAAGCUUGGACACCUCAUCGUCAAAUAGACAUAGCUGUCUUGGAGAAAGUUCAACAGUGGGCAACAAAAAUCAUCCCAGAGCUAAGUCGACUAUCAUCCCACAGCUAAGUCGACUAUCAUCCCAGUAACGGUUGAGGGCCUCGGGUCUAACAACACUACAAACCAAGCAUGAGAGGACGGAUCUCAUCGAAACUUUUGAAAUAUUGAACAAUUUCGAGGAUAUUGAUCCAAACCACUUCUUUAAAAGGUCAGGUAUAACACAACAGCAAUGGUGUCAAGUUCAACAAGCCACAAUGUAUGACAAAAAACAGAUUUUUUUCAUCCAUAGGGUUAUAAAUCCAUGGAAAUGCCUAUCUGCCUAAACCGUAAAGGCCAAAACACUGCUACAGUUCAAAAUCCAUCUCGAUAAACCCAUCGGGAUAAAUGCGGGGGGGGGGGGGGCCUUGAAAACCCGUCGGUUUCCUGUUCUGUUCUCGAUACCUUUAGAGAGAUAAGUGGCCUUCAGGUAAAUUCAGGUAAACUGAAAAUAUGCAUUAGUAUAAAUUGGCUGAUCGUUUUAAAUUUAACACUAAGGCAAUGCACGGCAUGUUUAGCACUGUUGUAUUCACAGUUUACCUGAAUUUACCUGAAGGCCAACAUCUCUAGUAGCCUUAAUGAGAACAGGAAGCUGUUGGCCUGUAUAAAGUGCUCUCAUUAUUUUAGAGCAUUUUUGUUGUCCCCUCAACCUUCUAAACUGCAACACGGCCUUGGUAACAAUGUUUCAGGUUCCAGGCACUACUCCAGCGCUCACUAUUUCUAGCUAUUCCUGUGCAUAAAAAAUAAAUUGCUUUUGCCUUUUCAUUCAUUGAUAUGUGAAAACAUUUUGUCAUGUAUCUCAGAUUGUUACAAAAUAUUUGGCAAAUUGAUGCGAUUAAUGUGGAAAAAUCAUUAUCAACCAUAUCCAGUUAUAAAAUGUCUUAUGUAGUACACUGUAGUACAGUAGUCGACGUUCUCGACUUACAAUCGAGAAUUACGGGUUCGAUCCUCAGGCAGGACAAAAAUGGUCAGAUUAUUUUCUUUUCACUUGAUGCCUCUGUUCACCUAGCACAAAUAGGUACCCGGGAGUAAAGCAAUUGUUGUAGGCUGCAUCCUGGGUAAGGUCAGUAGUCUGACCUUGAAAGAGAGAGGGGACACUUCGAUACAAGCUCAAAACAUAUACAUAUUUACAUGCUUCCUGUUCCCAAUAACAGUAGUUAUAAGGUUAUGUUCAAAACAUUGUUCAAAACAUGUCUUAAUAAAAUAUACAAAUACUGCACCUACUAUGUAAACAAUGUAACCUGAUUCUCUUUUUUGUAUAACAUUUGUAAUACAUUAAUAAUAAUAAUAAUCCCCUUCACUGUCUACCCUUGUCUGCGUGAGGGAUGGGGGAGGGAGAGGUCUUGGUGGGUGGCUGCUGGAGUGUGAUGCUCAAUAGCAUGGCAUUACGUGUCCUCUCAGAGCCUUGUG
Procambarus clarkii (red swamp crayfish) is the source of this 3726-nucleotide messenger RNA. RefSeq names its product all-trans-retinol 13,14-reductase. NCBI's taxonomy places the organism in Eukaryota, Metazoa, Arthropoda, Malacostraca, Decapoda, Cambaridae. The record is from RefSeq and is a predicted model, not a curated record.